This is a messenger RNA of Clupea harengus (Atlantic herring), 1811 nucleotides long. RefSeq names its product olfactomedin-4. Lineage: Eukaryota; Metazoa; Chordata; Actinopteri; Clupeiformes; Clupeidae. Gene Ontology annotation, biological process: signal transduction. The record is from RefSeq and is a predicted model, not a curated record.
CAAAGUGCAACCGACCUGGGAACACACACAUACAGCUCAAAGUCUCUGCUGGAUUUAAACCUGCUGCUCGCCUAAGCUACCUCUACUCGCACAGAACCGGCCCACACCAUGCUGAUACUCCUGGUGCUCCUGUCUCUAACUGAGAACGUUCAGACUCAGAGAGUUCAAGGCCAGCAGAAGAAUGGCGCUUGUGUCUGUGACGUGAAAAGCCUUGUGUGGACAUUCCCAGCCAUAACAUAUGAAAAUGUGUCCAAUCUGGCGCAGGACUGUGGAGAUGCGCUUCAAAACCUCGAGACACAGAUUGAAGACACGGAAGCUACGAUGCCACAUCUUUUGGCCACAGUUGAAAAUGUGACACGUCGCCUGGGACCUUUCCAGUACCUCAAGUCGAACGGACUGUACAACGCUCUACACCUGAAUCAGCUCAAGGAGGAGCUUCAGGAACUUCAGCACACCAUAGACAUCACCCAUAACGACAACCCCUCUAAAGAAACAAUAAAACUCACCACAGAGAUUGCCCACGCUAAACAGAAGGUAGAGAACAUGUACAAAGACAAUGGCUUCAAUCUAGAGACGGUGAAAGAGAAUUUACGUCUCCUGGGCAACCGUGUGCAAACCUGCCGCAGUAUCCCCACAGAAUUUAGAAGCACCUGUUCUCAGCGCAUCAUGACGAACAUCAGCUCUGCUGUAGUUACAAAGCUCAGCUCAUUUGGGAAGUCCUACAUAUCAGGCGCCUGGGGUCGAGAGGCCAAGCAGGACAGUGAGGAAAGGUACUGGGUUCAACCGCUCACCAGUGGCCACAGAUCUGGAAAUGUCAUGAGGAUGUACAGCUCCUUCAACGACUUCAUGGCAUUCAAGAACUACAAGGACGUACCUGUGGCGCCGUCCAACACCCACACCAAUGCCAUCCAGGGCCCUGGCACCUUGCUGUAUGGGGAAGCUGUUUUUUAUCAGUGCUACAACACAGGGGAGCUGUGUCGCUACGACCUCCAGACCAAGGCCACAUUGCGUCAGACGCUCCCAGAGGCCGGUUUCAACAACAAGUUCCCCUACUGCUACUACACGUGCCGCGACUGGACGGACAUGAACCUGUCAGCCGACGAGAGAGGCCUGUGGGUAGUCUACACCACGCUGGAUAACCACGGCAACCUGGUGGUGAGCCUGCUGGACAGCGGCUCGCUCAAUGUCACACACACGUGGAAGACGGGUCUGUUCAAAAAAUCCGUCACCAACGCCUUCAUGGUGUGCGGGGUCCUCUACGCCACACGCUUUGUGGACACGUACCGUGAGGAGGUGUUCUACGCCUUCGACACCGCAACAGGACUCGAGGACAACACCUUGGCUCUGCCCCUGGAGAAAGUGGCUGCAGGGGUAGCCAGUCUGCUUUACAACCCCAUAGACAGAAGGCUGUACAUGUACAACGAUGCAUAUCUUCUGGCGUACCAAGCUGUCUUCUAAAUCUUUGACAAUUUCGGACCUGUGGUUUAAAAAGGAGCAAUACCAUAUCUAUUCAGAUGUGUUAGUAAUAAAAGAUGUUUGUGAAUGCUUUGUUGCAGUCAUUUUAUAACAAGUUUUUUGAUGUUAUAGGAAAAAAAUAAGGUUAAAAUAGAGAUCAUGCUGACUGGGUGGCUAAAUUAGGUUUGAGUGCAUUUCUAUAUUGUGUCUGAGUGUCUUCUAUUUUUUCUGAGUGUGUGUGAUAACAAUUUUUGCAUGUUGUGGAGGUAUGAGUGUGUAUCUGUGUGUGUAUUUGUGUUAAUGAAAAACGUGUAGUAACUUCUGGCAAAUAAAAAAGGUUUCAUUCAUGUUAAAAA